GAGUUUGAGAAGAUUGCGGCAGUCGCCGCGCAGACUGCCAACGACGAGUUCUCUGCCAAAGCCAUCUUUGGGACCAGUGAAGGCAUCAAGCGCCGGAAGGACCGACUCCUGCAAGAAGUUGAAGAGGAAAUCUCGCGUGCACGCGAUGAGAAC
Symbiodinium sp. CCMP2456 is the source of this 153-nucleotide messenger RNA. The record is from the annotation of a GenBank genome assembly. NCBI's taxonomy places the organism in Eukaryota, Dinophyceae, Suessiales, Symbiodiniaceae.